AUGGCUCUACUAAGAUUGCUCUGGAAAAGAGAGGAGAAAGUAGGCAUUUUACAAAGUUUGGCCCAGUUGAUGAAAAUCAUACAGCUAAGACAAGCAGUGAAAUAUAUUUGCCAGGUCCAGGUCCAUUCUGUCCGCAAUGAAAAUACCAUCCCUGCUUUGCUCAGGAACGCCAAGCAAGACGUUGAUGAUGAGUAUGGUGUGUCUCAGGCCCUGGCCAGGGGGUUGCAGUCUUACUAUGCUGUGGCUCACGCAGUCACUGAAAGGGUGGACAAACAGUCCUCCCUCAUGGUGAACGGUGUCCUCAAACAGUAUCAGAUCAAAGGUUUAGAAUGGCUGGUAUCGUUGUACAAUAACAAUCUCAAUGGCAUCCUGGCCGACGAAAUGGGCCUGGGUAAGACAAUCCAGACCAUUGCUUUAAUUACAUACCUCAUGGAGCACAAACGAAUCAACGGACCCUUCCUCAUCAUAGUACCUCUGUCAACUCUAUCAAAUUGGGCCUAUGAAUUUGAUAAGUGGGCUCCUUCUGUGGUUAAAGUCUCAUAUAAGGUAAAUAUCAAGAUUGGGAUUUUCAUACUCUUUCUCGUGAUCUGAAGUGGCAUUUCAGUGCUAUUUUCUGUCCUUGGAUGUAUGGAUAAAAGUAUCUCAUUGCUGUAUCACUCCUGUGUGUAAGGCCUGAAUGUCUUCAUCAGAUCUUCCACCUCCAAUCAGCUUUUUAGUUCCUGA
Thamnophis sirtalis is the source of this 723-nucleotide messenger RNA. The record is from RefSeq and is a predicted model, not a curated record. NCBI's taxonomy places the organism in Eukaryota, Metazoa, Chordata, Lepidosauria, Squamata, Natricidae.